This is a messenger RNA of Lactuca sativa (garden lettuce), 1794 nucleotides long. RefSeq lists its product as uncharacterized. The record is from RefSeq and is a predicted model, not a curated record. Lineage: Eukaryota; Viridiplantae; Streptophyta; Magnoliopsida; Asterales; Asteraceae.
AUGUCAUCUUGGGAUAGGAGAUUACUCAAUGCAUCAAGUGGUGGAUCUAUAGCUAAUAAGACUCCAACAGAAAUCAGAGUUCUUAUAAAAAACAUGGCAGAAGAGUCUAAACAUACAGUCCAAGAAGAAGAGUGGUACAGUGACGCACCAAGGGGGGUGAAAGAAAUUUCUACUCCAAAAAUUGAAAGUCAACUUUCUGAGUUGACUAAAGUAGUAAUGAUGCUUGCAAAAGACAAGGGCGUGCAACCACCAAUAGUUAGACCUUGUGGCAUUUGUACACAAGUUGGACAUCCAACCGACAUGUGCCCUCAACUUCAGGAGGAAGAUUAUGAAGAAGCAAAAACCAUGGGAGGUUUUCUUAGGUCUAGUCAAAGGGGAUAUGAGCAGCCAUUAGGUGAUCAAAGAUGGAACAACAAUCAAGGUUGGGGAGAAAAUCAACAAGGGAACUAUCAACCAAGUCAACCACAUCAAUACCAACAAAGACCACCUUUUCCACCACAAAACUUUCAGCCAAGGCAACCACAACACCCUCCUCAACAAGCGGAUUCAUCAAGUAUGUAUUUAGAGGACAUAGUAAAAAGUUUGGCAACUAGUACACAAGCUUUCCAACAAGAGACAAGAGCAAGCAUAAAGAACUUAGAGAAACAAGUUUCACAGCUUGCUAUUUCCGUAAGCAAACUAGAAUCUCAAGGAAAGUUGCCUGCCCAAACUGAAGCAAACCCAAGGCACAAUGUGUGUGCCAUCACAUUGAGAGGUGGGAAAAGCUAUGAUGGUCCAAAAUUUUCGGUUGAUCAAAAAGAAGAUGAAAUAGUGGUUGAAGAGGCAACCAAAGAAGAGAAGGAGGAAGAGAAAACAAGCGAAAAGAAGCCUUUCAUCGCCGAGUCCAAAGUCACACCUGCUCCAUUUCCCGAAAGAUUAAAGAGCACGAAGAAAGAACGGGAGGAGAAUGACAUCAUGCAAAUGUUCAAGAGAGUUCAAAUCAACAUUCCACUCCUCGAGGUCAUCAAGCAGGUACCUAGAUAUGCAAGGUUCCUUAAGGAUCUUUGUGUAUCUAAAAAGAAAUUAAAAGGAAAUCAAGUCGUAACGGUUGGGGAGCAUGUAUCCGCGGUUUUGCAAAAGAGGAUGCCCCCAAAGUGCAAGGAUCCCGGUGUCUUUACCGUGCCUUGCAAGUUGGGAAAUCUUUAUGUACCCCGAGCUAUGCUUGAUCUAGGUGCAUCUGUAAAUGUCCUACCAUAUUCUCUUUUCAAAUCAAUUGGUGUAGGAACAUUGAGCAAAACCGGUGUGCUCAUCCAACUUGCUGAUCGGUCUUUGGUACACCCAAAGGGAGUAUUAGAGGACGUGUUAGUGCAAGUUGAUGAAUUUGUCUUCCCGGCUGAUUUUUAUGUCUUAGAUAUGGGAGACGAUGACUCUCCAAGUUCAAGUUCCAUUCUUUUGGGUAGACCUUUUCUUAAAACUUCUAAAAUAAAAAUCGAUGUCUACAAUGGAACCUUGAGUAUGGAAUUUGAUGGUGAAGUUAUCAACUUCAAUGUGCAUGAAGCAAAAAAGACUCCUUUUGAUGUUCAAUCUGUUAAUUUUGUCAAUUUGAUCCAUCCCUCAACAAAAAAGGGUUUGAACUUGUCUAACAAUGAAUUUCUGGAAUUAGUUUUGUCACGAAAACUAGACAGGGACAAAGCCAAAGAGCUUGCAAAGAAGUUUGAUAUGGAUAAUGAAGUGUUGGAGAUUUUAGAGUUUAUUGAUGACAAGAAGCAUGUGAGGAGUUAUGAUAUGUUAGAGAGUCCCACGUAUCGAGACUGA